CGAAACCCGACCCGAAAUAUAAUUGUCAAAAUUCUCGGGUUUCCUAGUCCUCUGUGUCAGUGUCUUUGCUCGAAGACAGGGAAAAUCAAAGCUUUCGGUAUUUAUAAUAGAGAGAAAACUAAGUUGACAAGAAAGGAAAUUUUCUCUCAUUCGACAUUGUUGAGGGAAAUUGAGGUGAAUGGCGGCCUUGCAAUACCUAGACUCUCUUCGAAAUGAACAUCCAGAGCUAUCCGAUUGGUAUAGUUCUCUUGCAGAUCUGUAUCAGAAGAAGCUUUGGCAUCAACUUACCCUCAAGCUUGAUCAAUUCGUUGCUCUUACCUUCUUCCAGGCUGGAGAUGCACUGAUCAAGUUGUAUCAUAAUUUUAUCACUGACUUUGAGACCAAGAUUAAUCUUCUCAAGCUCGCACAUUUUGCUGUUAUAGUUUCUCGGCAAUACUCAGAGAAAGAAGCUGCUAUUAGUUAUCUCGAAGGGGUUAUUGAAAAGCUUCGAGCUACUAAAGAGAAGCGCAUAGAAGAACCUAUUCUUUAUAUCGAGAUGCAAGUCGCCAAAUUCAAGCUUGAGCUGGGCGACCAAAAGGAGUGCAAGAAACUUCUUGAAGAUGGAAAGAGUACCCUUGACAGUAUGGAUGGCGUAGAUCCAUCUGUGUAUGCUAGCUAUUAUUGGGUUUCAUCUCAAUACCAUAAAUUUCGUCAAGAAUUUGCUGAGUUCUAUAAAAGUGCUCUCCUUUAUCUUGGGUACACAUCGGUGGAUUCUCUCUCAGAAUCUUUUAAGUUGGAUUUGGCAUUUGAUCUAUCCCUUUCUGCUCUUUUGGGAGAUAAUAUCUACAACUUUGGGGAACUGCUUGCUCAUCCUAUUGUAAAGAGCCUUUUGGGGACCAGUGUAGAGUGGCUUUACUAUAUCCUCCUAGCCUUCAACUCAGGGGAUUUAGUUCACUAUCAAGAAUUGUGUCGCAUACACAAUGCUGCAUUGAGGACACAACCAGCCUUGGUUGAGAAUGAGAAGAGGCUCUUGGAAAAAAUUAAUGUUCUUUGCUUAAUGGAGAUUAUCUUCAGCCGCCCGGCUGAAGAUCGAACCAUUCCUUUAAAAGUUAUAGCUGAGCGAACAAAACUGUCGAUUGAGGAUGUUGAGCAUCUUCUCAUGAAGAGCCUGUCUGUGCAUCUGAUAGAGGGUAUAAUAGAUCAAGUUAAAGGAACUGCCUACAUCUCCUGGGUGCAGCCGAGAGUUCUGGGAAUCCCACAGAUCAAAUCCUUGCGGGAUCGGUUGGAUAGUUGGGUGGGCAAAGUACACACUGCUUGCUUAUCAAUCGAAGCUGAAACACCCGACCUUGUCGCACCAUGAUCUUUUUUCCCUUUCUGUCCAGUAUACGAAAAGGAAACAAAAGGAAAAGGCAAUGGCAAGCAAUGAGGAUAUUGCUUGAUCUUUAAAUCGUUCUUUUGAAAGGAGAGCGGCUCAGACCUUUUGGCAUUUGUUGGAUCUCAAUGGCAAUGGCAAUGGCAAUAUGCCUAAGGAUACAGUGUUAAAAAUUGAAAAGAGCGUCUUUUCUGUUUCUUAAACUUUGUAUUAGGAAUUUUCAUUAGAAACAAUAAGAUGAUCCACUUUCAUAUGGGAUGAUGAAAAUGCAUUUUCAUUUGUUUUC
This is a messenger RNA of Gossypium raimondii (Peruvian cotton), 1637 nucleotides long. Its product is annotated as 26S proteasome non-ATPase regulatory subunit 13 homolog B. The transcript is spliced from 6 exons. Gene Ontology annotation, biological process: ubiquitin-dependent protein catabolic process. Gene Ontology annotation, molecular function: structural molecule activity. Bases 179 to 1339 code for a protein of 386 amino acids. NCBI's taxonomy places the organism in Eukaryota, Viridiplantae, Streptophyta, Magnoliopsida, Malvales, Malvaceae. Gene Ontology annotation, cellular component: proteasome regulatory particle, lid subcomplex; cytosol; nucleus. The record is from RefSeq and is a predicted model, not a curated record.